AUGGCCAGAGGCCGUCAUGGGUCUCAGAAUGGAGUUGCACCCUUAGAAGAUGUCUGUCUUGAAGCUCUCAGGUUAGAAGAAAAGGAUGUACGCCAUCAAAGGAUUUUACAGGCAAAGUCAAUCCAGACAUCCCCGACAGAAGAGGGUGGGAUACCAAUACUGUCUUCUGUUAAUACACUGCCAGAGUUUCCUCAUCACCCACCUGGGGCUGAAAGUGGAGACUCCGCUGUGACGUCCUCACCUUCUGGACCUCAGACAAAAUUCUGUUCAGAGAUUUCUUUGAUUGUGUCUCCAAGGCGAAUAGCAGUACAGCUCGACACACAUCAGCCCACAUUACCUCCACCACCUCUAUCCCUCCCGAGUUCUGAUAGUCAAAGACCAGCCGGGUCACGGUCUUUCCAGCCUUCUCUUCAUACUGAGUUUGAAACCAGCCAUGAACACUCUGUUUUCUUUUCCUUUGAAAACAGUCAUAACAUCCAACGCUCACCACCUCUGCCUUGCACAGAGUCUUCCAGUUCCAUGCCAGGUGUAAGCAUGGCAGCUCCCCCACCUCCCCCUCUCCCAGGCACAACAGGACCUCUUCUGCCCAGUACAGCCAUCCCCCCACCUCCUCCUCUGCCUGGUACAAAAAUGCUACCACCUCCUCCCCCACCUUUGCCUGAUGAGGGAAUACCUCUUUCCCUUCCUCUUCCUGUAGGGGAGAUACCUCCUUCCCCUCCUCUUUCAGGUGAGGGAAUACCUCCUCCCCCGCCUCUUCCUGGAGUGGGAAUACCUCCUCCCCCGCCUCUUCCUGGAGUGGGAAUACCUCCUCCCCCG
This is a messenger RNA of Suricata suricatta (meerkat), 816 nucleotides long. RefSeq names its product formin-2-like. The annotation marks the transcript as partial. NCBI's taxonomy places the organism in Eukaryota, Metazoa, Chordata, Mammalia, Carnivora, Herpestidae. The record is from RefSeq and is a predicted model, not a curated record. The transcript has a single exon.